This is a messenger RNA of Centruroides sculpturatus (bark scorpion), 3064 nucleotides long. RefSeq names its product protein cramped-like. Gene Ontology annotation, biological process: pattern specification process. The coding region runs from base 1129 to 2937 and encodes 602 amino acids. NCBI's taxonomy places the organism in Eukaryota, Metazoa, Arthropoda, Arachnida, Scorpiones, Buthidae. The record is from RefSeq and is a predicted model, not a curated record. Gene Ontology annotation, molecular function: chromatin binding. Gene Ontology annotation, cellular component: nucleus. The transcript is spliced from 9 exons.
CAGUUCCUGCUUGAUAUUUUAUAAUAGUUUCUGUUUUAUAUUCAAUAAGAAUUUCGAAUUUACCUGGUUUUAACGUUUAAAAUUUUCAUUAAUUAAUCAAAAACGAUGAAUUUUUGGCAUCUUAAAGUCCAAGAGUGUCGUUUAUAGCAGUUUGUCACAUUAUACAAAAGAUUAUACUUAGAUAUAUUUCAGUUGACUUUUAAUCUACCCCAUUAAACUAGAAUUUUUAAGGAAGAGAAUAUUAAGAAUUUUUGAAUUCUGUACCAUACACUUAUAUGCCGUAAACUAAGCUUACGUUGUCACCAUUUUGUUCUUUGGAGAAAAUCCCCAAAUUUACAAAACUAAUGCCAAAUGAGUAUAUGGAAAAAAGCCAGAAUUUUAAUAAAUAUAUAAACUUUAACAUGCAAUAACUCUCACAUAACCUAGAGCAUCCCUAAAAAACACAAAACAGAAAGUAGGGCAAGCUUAACGAAAGAAGACCAAGAAACAUCCAUACAAAAGUCUUUUAUUUAUAUUAAGCAAUAUAAUAAAUUAAUUAUAAAACUUUAUACAAGUUAAUAAAUUAUACAACCUAAUUUAUGCAGUAAGCAAAAAAUAAAAAAUAAAUAAAAAUAAGUGUAUUUAAUUUUUCAUUUUUGCAAACAAUUCACCUCAGUGUAGUGAAAGAUAAACACAGGGGAGAAAGUUUAGAAGAGUGAAAAACACGAUAAACAAACAAAUUAAUACUUUACCAAGCAUAAACUGACAUUGGGCCAUGGCAGAGAAGCAAAAUAAGUCAAAGUUUUUCCUAUUGGUCAACUAGAACGAAAUGUUUUUUUUUCUACCUAUUGCUUUAUUUAUUUAUUUUACAACGUACUUUGGGAGCGUUUUAUAUAGUUUCUAGGCGAAUAAUAAGAAACUGGUGACGCGUAUAAGUUUAAUGUACGAUAAAUGACGAUGAUGAUAGUUUAGUAACGGGCUUGAGGUUGCAUGGGAAAUGGUACAGGUUGAGUUGGAGUAGCAAAGUUAGAGUUGCGGGCAUAGUUACACACGCACACACACACACACACACACAGCCUGUGUAUGUGCUGGCUAUUGACAUAGGACUUAUCAAUGGACGAGUAACGUUUUUAAACGUAGGCUGUUCAAAUGGUAAAGCGUAAAAGAGCUGGUUCGUGCUCCGGACAUGAUGAAAAUCGUUCGGAAGAUGGCAUCAUGACAUCCGAUAUUCGUGGUAAUGAUGAUGUUAAGGUCAAUAGCGAACCCAAUCAGGCCGGACAAGAACUGUCUAGCAGUCAGUGUGUGAGUAACACUCGUAGUAGAACUCAGAACAGUACUAGAGUUACGAAUAUCGUACAGAAUACCGAUAACAGUAAAGAGGAGAGUGGUAUUUCGCCCGACAAGAUCAGUAGAAGCUGCACCCUGGGCCAGAGGACUAGCAACAGAAUAUCAAAGAGACCGAAAAGAGAUUCUAGCCCUCCUGCUACGCAAACACAGCUAGCAGCUAAAAAGAAUGUUUCAAAACAAACAAUUCAACAAGAUCAGCUUAAAACAAGAAGAACAUGGGAAUUGUGGAGUGUUGAAGAUAAAAAUGCAUUUUUUGAAGCUCUCUGUGAACUUGUACAAGCACUACAGAUACAUUUUCAGAUAAUGUUGCAUACCGUAUUGACAUGUCUGAGUGAAAAAAAUAGACAGCAAUUAAAUGAGCUUGUUUUUAAUGGAGUUACUUUUAUCAAAUACAGAGGGAAAAAAUUGAGAAUCAAAACACCUGUUUGCAGAGCAUUAAAAAAGUUAAACAAUGUUGAAGAUACCAAAGAGCCAGAAAUUCAGAAGAUGCCAAAAGAAGUUGUUGUAGAGUUUAGGCCUCACAAUAAUGCAGCUUGGUUGCAUGUUCAAAGUUUGGCUCAAAAUCCAAGAGUUCGUGCAAAACUCAGUUUACAGAGACAUCUGAAAACUGUUUUCGAAUAUUUACAAAAGAGAUGGAAACCGUAUAGAUUAAGACAGAAAGAGCAAAUUUUGUCAGGCGUUACAAAUUCGUCAGUAUUGACAAGUACAGAACAGAUGCCGUUAUUACAUAUUAGGCCUAGGCAAAAUGCCAACAUCUCUUUUGUUAAAAUUUCACCAUCAGAUGUGACUACAAGUGGUGAUGUUUGUCUUGAAAAUUAUAAAAAGAAUAUUGCAGUUGAUAAUGUAGGAGAAAAAGAAUCAUUAAAGAAAAAUAAAACACCAGGAAGAUUAAAAAAUAAGUCAGAUUUAAAAUUAGCAUCUUUGCCUGUAAAUAAAGAACACAUUAAAACGAACAAUUCAGAUAAAACUGUAAAAUUAGAUAAAUCAAAUGAAGAAGAAAAACCUGGUAUUUAUAAUACAAAUAAUAAUGUUCCAGAGAAAAAUGCACAAGAAGAAAAUCCUGCAUUUGAGGCACAACGGUCAUUAAAUUUGUUGAAGGGAAUGUUAAAUUCAAUGAAUGAGAAUUCCUCUGUGAAAAACUGUAAUGAACAGGUAUCUCAUAAUGAAGAUGGCAAUAAUAUUAAGAUAAGUGAAGCAAUAGAUAAAAACUGUAAAAGUAUUGAACAAAUUUAUCUAAAUGCUCAAAAAGAUGCCAACAAUUUGACUCUUGGUCAAUUACUUAGUUUGGCUUCAUCCAAUAAAACAGAGGAGAGUGUAGAAGAAAAGGAAGACAAAAUGGCAGCUACGAGUGAAAGCGACAUACCUGUAAAUAACAUCAAUCAUGUACCAAAGAAUCAAAACCAUUGUGAUGCAAAUAAUAUAUUGACUGAAGAAAAGAUUGACAUGAUUCGCAAAGGUUGGACUGAACAAACAAUAGGGAUGCUAACUGUAGGAGAAUUAUAUUUAAUGGGAUGCUUAAAUUCCUUAUUUUUGGAGUUGACAGUAUACAUUCAACAUUCAACAUUUUCUGGAUCAAACAGCAUUAAACCAAAUUUCCAUCUAAUUCAUUGAAAUAUUUGUAUUAUUCCAUGGAUUUUUUCCAGUUACUAUUCUGAAUGGAAACUAAAUCUUAUACAUAAUCUACAGGUUGCAUUUGUUCAUUAAGUUUAAAAGUUUACUUGAUUCUAAACUUUUUAAA